AUGAGCGACGAGAACGCUGGAACAACAACACCUGGAGAUGAUUACGAGCAGAGAAAGAAUCAUCAUCAUUUGCGGAAGAAGAACGAAGAAGAACAAACUUUAAAGGAAGAAGAGGAAGAAUUCAUCCUCGUGGACGUCCCGAAACUCGUCCGAAUGCUCCCCGGGGAAACGCUCACGUUUGAACGUUUAGACACCGAAACGCCUUUACUGAAAACGUCCACGGGGGAAACGUACGAGGGGUAUUACGAACGGACGGUUGGAGAAGCCUUAAUCGUGGAACUGCAACAACCGGCGUUGGAUGCGAAUGCGACGAGCAGUGCUGGUCGUUCGGGGAAGAAGAGGGUGAUUUUGAACGCGAACGGUGAGGAGGAAGAGGAAGAGGAGGACGGCGGCGGCGGCGGCGCGAACGUGAGAGCGGCGACGGAGACGAGGUUGAAGUUUAGGAAGCGCCUUUAG
Messenger RNA from Bathycoccus prasinos, 456 nucleotides. RefSeq lists its product with no specific name. NCBI's taxonomy places the organism in Eukaryota, Viridiplantae, Chlorophyta, Mamiellophyceae, Mamiellales, Bathycoccaceae. The transcript has a single exon. The record is from RefSeq and is a predicted model, not a curated record. Bases 1 to 456 code for a protein of 151 amino acids.